AUGGGCACAGCCAAGGUUCUCCACAAUCGUCCUGGCCAACUGCAUCUGCCUCCCAAGAGCAGUCACGACCAAGGCGAAAUCUUCAGCUACUCAGGAGUUUCCUGGACAUUCUCCGGCAACCCAGAUGUUAUCCGUGACGUCAGAGGCUGGCCCUCUAUCGAUCCGAGCUUGCGAGAUGAGGUCCAAAUCCCCACUCAAGUCGACCUUGGGACGGGCGAUUGGGGUUAUAAGAUUCCCAGAAAUCACGAUCCAAUUCGCUGGUUCAAGCUGCUGCUCCUCAACGACCAAGACGCCAAAGAGGAUGUUCGCAACUCGCAGUAUCUGGGACGGGCGCGCCAACAACUGGAGAGGCUUCCAGAGUACGCCGGAGACGGUGUGGUUGACCUUAUCGCGAAAUUUCUCAAGAACAUGUGGGAUCAUGCGUUGCAAGACAUCGAACGCGAGAUGGGUAAUAUUGACACGUUGCCUUUGAAGGUUGCUGUGACUGUGCCUGCCAUCUGGCCGGUAUAUGCGCGAGAAAAACUGAAGGAGGCGGCUAGAAGAGCGGGCAUUAAUGCGAGAAGGAGAAUCGGCGAAACGAAGCUCAUAUUGGUUGAAGAGCCAGAAGCGGCAGCCUUGUCGACAUUAUAUGAGCAAAGGGAUCAUCCUAACAUUAAUGUCGGAGAGACCUUCAUCGUCUGCGAUUGUGGAGGUGGCACGGUGGACAUCAUUAGCUAUGAGGUCACUUCGACCGACCCUUUCCAGGUCAAAGAAGCUGUCAAAGGAGACGGCAAACUUUGUGGCGCUUUCCUCGUUGACAGCGCAUUCGAGGAUUGGAUGAAGAUAAAAUCCGGCCUGAAAUUUGGGAAGGUCGAGGCCAAUGAGUUUCGCUUGUUCAUGAAUGAUGAGUGGGAGCACACUAUGAAGCGAACCUUUAGUGGCAGAGAGACUCAAGAAACAUUCGUGAUCAGGCCUCCAGCCAGGGUGUUUUCGAUGAUCAAGAAGUUCAAAGGAACGACGGACAGGUUUCCUAUCCACAAGGACACUGUCGAGGUUUUCUUCCACAAGACCUUCACGGGCAUUCGGACUCUCAUUAGUGAGCAGAUAUCCAUGAUCCGGGAGAAGUAUGGGGGUGGCCCAAAGAAUAUUCUUCUGGUUGGCGGCCUUGGUGGUUCGCCAUACCUAUACAAUCAGCUCAAUGGACUGCAUCGGAACGUACUACAGCCAGUACGAGCAUGGUCGGCUGUAGCAAGAGGAGCUGUGAUCGCUGUUUUGAAGGGAACAUCCGACGCCAUCCCAACACUGCCUUCUGUCGUCUCGCGAGUAGCUAGGUUCAGCUAUGGCGUCGAGCUCGGCUGCCCCGUUGACGCAGUGAAUCCACCUCUCGACCGGUCAAUAGACCGAUGUUAUACGAAUCCUGAUGGCAGGGAAAUGGUCCAUAGGAUGUUCUGGUAUCUCAAACAGAACGAGCCGGUGGAUAACCGGGAGCCGGUAGAAUAUGAGUUCUACAAGUACAUCCGAACCCCGGACAACCUGAGGAACGUGGAACUAUACAUAAUGACGAGCGAUGCUGAGACCCCCCCUGUGAGGAGAGAUCACACGGGCUCUGUCCAACAUCUGUGCACCAUCAAUUAUGAUAUCCACGUUCCUUGGACCGAGUUGCCACAAAUGAGGGAUGCGAUGGGCAACGUCCACCGCCGCAUGAACAACUUGCGGUUGAUGAUGAAAUUUGAGGGCGAGCCCAAAUGGUCGCUAAGAGUCGGCAAUGAUACGAUCGAGCGAGAGGUUAACGUGCAGUACCGGGGAUGA
Molecule: messenger RNA, 1788 nt
Organism: Sordaria macrospora k-hell
Lineage: Eukaryota; Fungi; Ascomycota; Sordariomycetes; Sordariales; Sordariaceae
Source: RefSeq, a predicted model, not a curated record